Molecule: messenger RNA, 546 nt
Organism: Olea europaea var. sylvestris
Lineage: Eukaryota; Viridiplantae; Streptophyta; Magnoliopsida; Lamiales; Oleaceae
Exons: 1
Coding region: 1-546 (181 amino acids)
Molecular function (GO): zinc ion binding; nucleic acid binding
Source: RefSeq, a predicted model, not a curated record
AUGACAAAAUACUUUCUCCAAUCACUGAGGGAUCGGAGAGAGGCGGAGUUCCUACAGCUGAAACAAGGAAAUAUGUCGCUUGAUGAAUAUGAAAGAAAGUUUAAACAACUUUCUAGGUAUGCCACACACCUUGUGAAUACCGAACCAAAGAAAGCUAGGAGGUUCGAACUAGGGCUAUGUCCAGAAAUUGGAGGAAUCAUGGCAUCUCACCGUACAACUACCUAUAGUGAAGUGCUUCAGCGAGCUCAAUCAAUUUCUGAUCAUCUAGAAAUGGAUCGGAUGACUGAGAAAAGUAAUGAAUUUUAUGGUAAACGAAAGUGGAAUGGACCAAAUAAAGGGAAAGGAUUUGGACAAUUUAAGAAAGCCAAUACAGGAUCAGGAUCCAGAAAACCAAAUAAAGUUAUUCCUCGAUGCCCUAAAUGCAACAAGGCGUAUAGAGGAGAGUGCCUAUUUGGGAAAAAUGUGUACUAUCGAUGUGGCCAAGAAGGACAUUUUGCCCCAGAUUGCAAGGCAUACCCACCUAAAAAAGAUCUUGAGCAAGGCUGA